Messenger RNA from Lindgomyces ingoldianus, 2644 nucleotides. Its product is annotated as protein arginine N-methyltransferase HSL7. Gene Ontology annotation, cellular component: cytosol; nucleus. The record is from RefSeq and is a predicted model, not a curated record. NCBI's taxonomy places the organism in Eukaryota, Fungi, Ascomycota, Dothideomycetes, Pleosporales, Lindgomycetaceae. Gene Ontology annotation, biological process: peptidyl-arginine N-methylation; regulation of DNA-templated transcription. The transcript has 4 exons. The coding region runs from base 103 to 2505 and encodes 800 amino acids.
UGUAGACUUCACUCUCCUUCACUAGACACCAAGUGUCUCUCCACCCCUCCUUUUGCUCAGGUUUCAGGGCUGCCACACCUUGCCCGGCCUAGUCCUCCUGCUAUGGACUCUCCCGACAGCAUGGGCGACAUGCUCGUCUUCUAUGUGGGUCAGCACGAGUCCAACCGCCCCCUGCCCGUGUCCGACCAGCUUGUCCGCCAUGCCCAAGACUGCGGUUAUGACAUGCUCACUACCCCCAUCACAACCCCGCACUUUCAUGCUCGAGUCCUCACUCUCUUGACCUCGUAUAAUCAAGCUAUUGCGGAGUCCUCUCUCCCUGCUUCCACUCAACCACUGCCUCUUGUGCCGGCUCUUGACCACCUCGACACCCCCCUCGCUCCCAGCGAUACCAUCUCGCAGUUUAUCGCAUUUACCAGCCCUUGGAUAGACUUAGCUUCCCCAGAUCCUUUAAUUGCUUACUUAUCGCGCCAGGUGUUCAACCUGGAAAUUGCAUAUGCUGCCUUCUGUGGAGUCGUUACUGUCGUUGUCCAGGGCCCUAGGCUGUCUCACAGCCACAAUGGCUUGUCACAAUUUGCUCGCGCAAUCAGAGAGGCCCUUCAAGUCGGAGGAUACAUCCAGCUCCACGUGCUUCUGCCCAUGGAUGGUUCACAUCAGAUUGACGACGAUGAAGACAUGGGUAAUUUAGCUCGCUUUGCGCGGCCUGAGUUUGUUAAGCAAUCUGCAUCUCCCGCACAAUCCCUCGAUCCUUUCAGCGGAUGGACUGCCUGGAAUGCCAUUCGUUCUAUUUGUAGAUAUCACUCGAGGCUCUCUUUGGCUCUUGAUCUUCCGCGACGGCUCCCAUCACUAGCCCUCCAGUCUCGAUGGUAUUCUGAGCCCUUACGUCUCCUCAAUAUACCAGCCUCAUCAUUCCUUGUUAACGCUCGCGGCUCGUAUGUCUUGUCAAAACCACAUCAGCUCUUUAUCUUCCGCUGCAUGCGCUUGCGCAGUGCUCCAUGGCUCCUUCUUUCUGAUAUUGGACCGAUCCCUGGCGUCAAUAAUCCCGACAUGAUCAUGGAUUACCCUGGACCCCUUUCUCCAGCUCUCGCUGCUGAUGCUUCAUCUCCUCGAUCAUCAAUGUCUUCCUCUCCAACCCCUGCCGAGGCCGCGCAGAUGCCAAAGCACGCCGGGAAGAAGAACCGGAAUGAUCCUACUCCUCACCUCAGCUACAUCAGGUAUUUGCAACGCAAUCAGCCCGUUAGGAGUAUGAUUGAGAGGUUUGGCGGUGGGUUCCAGGAUUACCUGCAGAGUCCGUUACAGCCUUUGACAGACAAUCUGGAAUCGAUAACUUAUGAGGUCUUUGAAAAGGAUCCCAUCAAGUACGAAUGGUAUGAACGCGCCACUGAACAUGCGCUACGGGACUGGGUGAGCGAGGGAAAAUCAACAAGUUCAGAAAACGGCUCCGUGGUCAUCGCUGUAGUAGGGGCAGGUCGUGGUCCGUUAGUGACACGAGCACUUAAAGCUAGCGAAGUAUCCGGUGUACCCGUCCAAGUCUUUGCCAUCGAAAAGAAUCCGAAUGCUUAUGUCCUCCUGCAACGGCACAAUAUCGAGACUUGGGGUGGUCGCGUCACAAUCGUGAAGACCGAUAUGCGAGCUUGGAAAGGUCCAUCGUUACCGGAUGGUACCUUUGGCAAGGUGGAUAUUCUAGUGAGUGAGCUGCUAGGUAGCUUUGCUGAUAAUGAACUCUCGCCCGAGUGUCUGGAUGGCGUCCAGCACGUCCUCAAUGCAGACCAUGGGAUCUCGAUUCCAGCGAGCUACACCGCUCACCUCACGCCUAUUUCUUCUCCUAGACUCUAUGCAGACUUGCUUUCACGGAGCAACAUGGCCGAUUCUAAUGCUUUUGACAUUCCUUGGGUAGUCAUGUUUCAGCAGAUAGACUAUCUGUCCACUCUACCACCUUCACCUGAUGCAUCACAUGCAGCCAACGGAACAAAGGUGAACCAGCUGAAGGUCGAUAUGCCUCUCGUUCCCAAUGUUCAAACAGCGUGGGAGUUCUCGCAUCCGUUACCACCCACCAUUCUUGCGCAGUCGUCGCUGCGUCGAGGGGGUUCGGCAGUUGGUGGAGGUGGAGGUUUCACGGGCGGGGACGGUGCGAACGAGCACAAUGUCCGAUUCAGCAAAACGACGUUCCCAAUUCAGGAACAAGGUGUUUGCCACGGUUUGGGAGGCUAUUUUGAGACGGUACUAUACAGUGGGUCGGAAGGGAAAGUCGAGUUGAGUACGAAUCCUGUCACAAUGGAAGAGAAGAGCAAGGAUAUGAUAUCUUGGUUUCCCAUUCUCUUUCCUCUUAAAGCGCCAUUACAUGUCCCCGCAAACUCGGAGCUUGAAGUCAGCAUGUGGAGGCAAACCGACGACCGGAAGGUGUGGUAUGAGUGGUUAAUCGAAAGCUUCAUUACGAUCAAUGACAGAAGGGUGAGACUGGGGAUUUCAGAUCUGCAUUCUAGCAGGAGUAAUGGGUGUUUGAUGUAGACCUGAUCUAGGAUUUCGGACUUACAUUUAGAGUGAGGGAGGAGUCUGGGUGUGUGACGGAUCCAUUUGCGAGGGGCUAAGUUUACUCUGCUGUCAGUAGCUGGUUGACUGAGAUACCUUGGUACUUUUUUAUGUGUUU